Molecule: messenger RNA, 1491 nt
Organism: Exophiala spinifera
Lineage: Eukaryota; Fungi; Ascomycota; Eurotiomycetes; Chaetothyriales; Herpotrichiellaceae
Exons: 10
Coding region: 1-1491 (496 amino acids)
Biological process (GO): transmembrane transport
Cellular component (GO): membrane
Molecular function (GO): transmembrane transporter activity
Source: RefSeq, a predicted model, not a curated record
AUGUCCAAAGAGGCUGAAGCAGUUGUUGUAGGCGACGGACUCGCUAGCGAUCCGGUCACCCAGCAGAGAUCAUGGAAAAGCUACGUAUGGGACACAUUCGACAAGCCAGCCGAGGAGCGGAAAUUCUUGUUCAAACUGGACGCUGCAAUUCUUACUUUCACUUGCCUGGGGUACUUUAGCAGAUUCCUGGAUCAGGCAAACAUCAAUAAUGCCUACGUAUCUGGAAUGAAAGAAGACUUGAACAUGCUGGGCAAUCAGUACAAUUACGCCACCACGCUUUGGACGGUCGGCUAUAUCAUUGGCGAAAUCCCUAGCAAUCUCAUCCUCACCAAGGUCCGGCCAUCGAUCUGGAUUCCUGCCCUAGAGCUUGUAUGGUCGACUUUGACGAUUUGUACCUGCCGAGUCACUACUGUCAAUCAACUGUAUGGGUUACGCUUCCUGGUAGGGUUAGCUGAAGCAGGAUUUUUCCCAGGCAUUCUCUACAUGCUUGGUUCCUGGUAUGGGAGGGACGAGCUUGCCAAACGCUCCGUCAUAUUUCACGUUUCUGGUUCAAUCGCCACCAUGUUUUCCGGUUACCUGAUGAGUGCCGUGAUUGGGUUGGGAGGAAGACACGGUUAUGCCGGCUGGCAAUGGCUGUUUAUCAUUGAUGGCGUUAUUUCUUUUCCAAUUGCCCUCUUAACAUUUUUCUUCUUACCUGACCAACCCCAUAACACCCGCGCCUGGUAUCUGAACGCACGAGAUAAAGAAAUUGCCUUAGAGCGGGUGAAAAGAAUUGGUCGGGCCAGCAAAGAAGGCUUCUCAAAGGAAAAACUCGUCAAGAUCUUUUCACGAUGGCACAUCUGGGUUUUCCCCCUGAUGACUGUGUUCGGAGGAGGUGCAGGAGGUAUUGGCCAGCCAAUGUUCUCUUUUUACUUGAAGGCAUCUAAGCACCCGAAAUACACCAUCAGCCAAAUCAACAACUAUCCUACGGCUACAGCUGCAGUGAUGGUCGUCGCCGAGUUGUUGUAUUCGUGGAUCUCUGAUGGUCCACUCAAUGGGAAACGGUGGCCGGUCAUGGUCUUCGCAUCAAUUUUCCAGCAGGUCAUUUGGAUUUCACUGCUCGUGUGGGACAUCCCCAAAGGGUGGCUCUGGUUUUGUUACAUUGUCAUGCAGCAGGGCAUUGCACUUGUGCCCCUGAAUCUGAUUUGGGUAAACGAGGUGUGCUCUGAUGAUAUGGAAGAGCGAGCUCUCGUCCUCGCCGUGGUCAACACUAUACAAUAUACACAGAGCGCAUGGCUUCCACUCCUUAUUUGGAAAGUUACCGACGCCCCACAGUACAAGAAAGGCUUCCCUACGGCCAUUGCAUUCACCGCCGUAGUUACAGGGGUGAUUUUUCUCAUCAGGCACCUCGCGAACAGGGAAAACAGACGGAAAAAGGAACUCGAAGACAGACUCAGCCCUGGCUUGGAGAGCAAUUCGAAUGCCUCUGAAGAUGUGGUAGUUCCCAAAUAG